Molecule: messenger RNA, 3281 nt
Organism: Nematostella vectensis (starlet sea anemone)
Lineage: Eukaryota; Metazoa; Cnidaria; Anthozoa; Actiniaria; Edwardsiidae
Product: TBC1 domain family member 2B
Exons: 32
Coding region: 17-2947 (976 amino acids)
Source: RefSeq, a predicted model, not a curated record
CCUAGACCCCAGUGUUAUGCAAAUCAGGUCGAGAGUCAAAAUGGAGAUGUCUUGGGAAGUUCUACAAGUUCCGCCAGAAAUUGAGCAUUCCACAGCUCAACAAAAUACUACAACGGAAGAGACGACCUCAACAGAGGAUCCUUUAGAUAAAUCAAAGAAACAAUCAGCUACACCAAAGCUCUGUGGUUUCUUAAACAAGCAAGGAGAAAAGGGACUGAUCAAAACAUGGAAAACAAGGUGGUUUGUUUAUGAUGAAAGACGAUGUAGGUUAUACUACUAUCGGACACCACAGGACUGCGUUCCUUUAGGGUCUAUUGACCUUGGAAAUGCUACCUUCUCAUUUGAAGUUGACCCAACUGCUGAAAGGCUUAACAAGUUUGACAUAUGUACUCCAGCAAGGGACUACCAUCUGCAGGCCAAAGACAAGCAGACAAUGAUGUUCUGGCUUCAGGAAUUGCAGACUAGAAGAAGGGAGUAUAGCAAGAGGAGGACUCAUAUGGCUGUUCAGAAAAGAGAAGAUGUCACUUCAGUUUUGUUUCCCACUGAAGGACUGAUUGGAGAGGACGCUAACAAUGCAGAAGAAACGGAUGACAGCGAAGCUCCUGAGGUUCAGCACAAAGUCAUGCAAGUCGUGCCUCCCCCGGAAACUGUAGGGGAAGAAGCAGCUCUAAAGUCGCCUUCAGGAGGGGGCAUGUUUAAUAUUUCCUUCAACAACAUCAAAACUGAGUUUAGGAACAUGAGUGCAAAGAGAUUCUCAUGGAAUCCUGCACAGACGGCAGGAGUAAACUUCUCGUCUCAAUUCCACGAAGAAGACGCGAAGAAAGAGAGAGAGACAAAACAGCAACAGGGUGUUCCAUCUGGGACUUCCAUCCCACCGCCUUCACAACCAGCUCCGUCAAAUAGGAAUUCCGUAUGUUUACCGCUGUCCCAGAGACGAUUUACGGGAUCAAUGAAAUCCCGCCAUGAGAUAUCACGUGUUACCCCUAAUGCGACAGAGAAGACUUCGACACUAAAAAGGAUAAUGUCUGCUAAAAGUGGAUCAAGUGACACUUCUCAGUUCAAAUGCCAGGAAUGUGAAAAGCUCCGCUCCGCUUUGGAUACUGCUGAGGGUCAUUUGGUAUCUGCACGGGAGGAGAUCAACGUCCGUCAAGAAGUGAUUCUUAAUCUUCAUGAAGUGUUGAGACGAUUUCAACUGGAAAAAGGAGAUAGUUUACAAGGCGAUCCAAAAAAACUUGAGGAGGAAUUGGAAAGCAAGACCGAUUACAUAUCUAAGCUUGAAUUACAGAUAGGACAAUUAGAGAAGGACAAAGAGAAACUUCAAAGACAAAAGGACAAAGAGCUUUGCGAACUGAUGGAGCAGAUACAAAUGUAUCGAGAGAUGACAGCGGUUAAAGACCAAGUAGUGGUGUCACUUACCAACCAACUUCACAAUCUCGAGGUUGGUGUCGAGGAGCAUCCAGAAAGUCCUACUAGACCAGACGCAGAGGGACCAUUAGAGCAUAGCGUUGAGGACAUUGAGGCUAUGAGCCACAUGAGAGAGUCUCUCCAAGCAUAUCAGCUUCAGAACAGAUUCCUUAACAGCGAGAUCCUGGAGCUGAAUAGGCUCCGACUGGACGAUGACGAGAGAUUAAGGGCGCUCACAAUCAAACUCGCAACGGCUGAAGCCGAGACGUGUAAAUACAAGAGCAAGUACUUUCUGGUCCUUCGUGAGCUCCAAAGACCGAAAGAUUCAGAUUCCGGAGGACAGGAACCAGAUAUCAUCGAACAGCUUGUACAGGAUGCCAUGGAUAGCGAAUCAGCGGACACGGCCACCCUGUCACGCACAGUUAUCGCUCCCCAUGAUCGCUGGGGCUUUGUCCAGAGACUUGAGAGCAACGACGAGGAGGCCUUUUUGUCAAUGGCUCAUCAGCUGGACCGAAGAUCUGGAGAGAUUAAGACGAAUAGCGAAAGCCAAGACAUUUCGAACGGUGUGAAGUGGGAGAACUACAUGAUGGCACACAAAAACAGGGAUUUCCAGAAAACGAUGGAGCUGAAGUCUAUGGUCCGGGGUGGAAUCCCGAACGAGUAUCGAAGUCAGAUCUGGCGACAGUGCAUCAACCACUUCGUACGUGGAACCAAAAGCAUGGCUGGACCCAAUUACUACGCUCACUUGCUCGACUCCAUCGCCUCUAACAUUAAAUUCUCGCCUGCUACCAAGCAGAUAGAGCUGGAUCUUCUGAGGACGCUACCGAACAAUGUGCAUUAUAAUAAACCGGAUGCCAAUGGGAUUGGGAUGCUGCGAAAUGUACUGAUGGCUUACAGCUGGCAUAACCCUGAAGUAGGCUACUGCCAGGGUCUCAAUCGUUUGGUCGCCAUCGCAAUGCUGAUUCUCAAGGAGGAGGAAGCUUUUUGGUGUCUAGUGGCUAUUGUGGAGCACAUCAUGCCGAAGGAUUACUUUUCAAGGACCUUGCUCGCAGCACAGGCAGACCAGCGUGUCCUCAGAGAUCUUCUGAUGGAGAAACUGCCCAGGCUUUACACACACUUUGAGAAUGUAAGGGUGGACCUGUCUCUCAUCACUUUCAACUGGUUUCUCACAGUGUUCAUCGACAGCUUUCCCAUACAGACCAUCCUGCGGGUGUGGGACACCUUUCUGUACGAAGGCAACAAGGUACUCUUUCGUUACGCGCUUGCUGUCUUCAAAAUGAACGAGGAAGAACUUCUCAAGAUUGAAGAUCAUGCGGGAAUAUUUAACUACAUGAGACAAGUGCCGGAGAGGAUAGGGGACCAUAACCUACUUUCACAGAUUGCAUUCCAGGGCCUGAACCCCUUCCCAAUGCAAAAAAUCCGAACAAAGAGGAACUUCUACCUCGGAGUCGUCAAGGGUGAGCUCGAGGAACUGGACCGACUCCGUAAUGAUUACGUCAAUAGCAGAAACGAGGAGGAUGUAUUGAGCGAGGGGGAGGACUAAGAACGAGUCCGUUUUAAUCACAGGGAGUCCAUUAUCAUCAAAGUGUGGCAUAUUAUUAGGGACUAUCAGUUGCAGUCAUAUGCCCAAUUGUUGUAUUAUUAAUUACAUCUGGGAAAGUGAGACUUUAGAAUUUUUCUGAAAUGUUGUGAUACUCCAACUUUCAACUUGUGACUUUGUAAAAGACCAAUUUCGAUUGUUCUUGUUGAAAUAAUUAAGAACUUCGAUAUGAUUUAUAUCGAAAUAAGAAUACAUAGUGUCGAAUAUUUUCACUUGUAUAUACAAUUGAAUUGUCAUAUAACGUGCAGAAAAUCAAAUAAAAUAACUCUGAGAUUAA